Messenger RNA from Perca fluviatilis (European perch), 2486 nucleotides. RefSeq names its product trafficking protein particle complex subunit 6B, like (gene trappc6bl). Bases 266 to 757 code for a protein of 163 amino acids. The record is from RefSeq and is a predicted model, not a curated record. Gene Ontology annotation, biological process: endoplasmic reticulum to Golgi vesicle-mediated transport; regulation of GTPase activity. NCBI's taxonomy places the organism in Eukaryota, Metazoa, Chordata, Actinopteri, Perciformes, Percidae. Gene Ontology annotation, cellular component: trans-Golgi network; cis-Golgi network; TRAPP complex. The transcript has 7 exons.
CGUACGCCGAUUUCAACGUAAGGCCUCCACAUGUUUAUUGAUGCCCUCCACAUGAGAACAAUAUGUUAUAUUACUAGAUGUAUGAUUUCUUGUUCUUGUUGGGGUGGACCAUAAUCCGUCACCACCGGGUGCUUUUUCACUUUAUGGGUUAACAACUCCCGCUAACUCCGCCUAUGUGAAUCUAGAGGUGUACCCUGGCAGAAAUAUCGAGUUCAACCCAGAAAGCAGGGUUGUAUUUACUUCGUGUAGCCUAAAGUUGACAGGGAUGGCAGACGAGUCUCUGUUUGACUUUCUCCAUAUGGAGAUCGUGUCACAUAUCUACAAGGAGCAGCAAUCCAGUAAAGGAGAGAUGGACAACAAGGACAGAGCUGUCUGUGUUUCUGUCCUUGAAAGCAUGGGUUUCAGGGUGGGACAAGGACUCAUUGAAAGGUUGACCAGGGACUCUGCCAGCUUCAAGGAUGAGUUGGAUGUAAUGAAGUUUGUCUGUAAAGACUUCUGGACGAAGGUGUUCAGGAGGCAGGUUGACAACCUCAGAACAAACCAUCAGGGUACCUAUGUCCUGCAGGACAACAAGUUUUCUCUACUGACUCAACUCUCCAGUGGAAAACAGUACCUGGAUCAGGCUCCUAAGUACCUCGCUUUUUCGUGUGGCGUGGUGAGAGGAGCUCUGUCUAACCUUGGUCUUGACAGCGUGGUGACAGCCGAGGUCUCUGUUAUGCCAUCCUGUAAGUUCCAAGUGGUGAUCCAGAAGUUGUGACCAACCUGAUCCUCUCUGCUACCCUGGAGCUGAUGAACAGGGCCCUGUGGGGCUCCUUUAAUCCUAAAGAGAGGAUAGUAGUUCCAGUCCAACCACAGAGGGAAUCAAACAUCACCCUGAUUUCCACAACUGAUUCAAACAGGAUCAGCCAGGUUCUGCUGACAACCAGGUACCCGUGACAGGAGGGCUUAGCCAGGGCUAACCCUUUACUUGUCGAACUUUGACACAGAACAAGAUUUAUUUAGUUUCUUUUGCAUUUUGAUGAUUUUCAUCAUCAUGAGUUUAUUUCUCAUUUGAUUGAAACAAUGUGUGAUGUUCUCAACUUUAGUUUUCAUGAAACAAGUGGAGCCUGGCACUGACUGACCCCACUUGGCCAAGCUUUGAAAAUAAAAUAUUGACUGUCAGUGAUGUGAAUACAAUAUGAAUGUAUAGUCAAUCACAGGGUAAUUUAAUAUUCUUUGUAAUGUGUUGCAAUGUCGAGUGCCCAAAUUGAGAGGACUGACUAAGAAAUAAUUGAAAAUUAAAAAAUAAUUUAGGAUAAGACAUCAACUGCCAUACCAUCUCUUUUAGCAGCCAUCAAGAUAAUAGCUGGCGAGCCUUUGGAAAAUAAUUACACCUGGCACAUCGGAUUCAUUGUUCAACACUUGUUUCUCUGCAGACACAGAAUACGUAACUAGUUCCUGGUGCUUUGCUCUGCCUUGUAGCAGAUUGCCUUUAGGAGCUGGGUGUUUCAUGUACGCUGGUGAUCUUUGGAAUUUCAGUUCAUUAAAACGCAAAAAUGCAAAUAUAGAAUAAGUCCUUGGUACAGGAAUGUUAGUCUAAUUAUGUUUUAUUAUCAGUGUGAUAACAGUUUCUGAGCAUCACUCUGUUUUUAUGUAGUAAUAUCACAUUUAAGGGUUGACCAUUCACUUUGUACUAAAAUGUACAUUUUUGUCCUUUUGUACAGCAUUAAUGUGUACUAUGUAGUAUUGAGAUUUUCCCAGCAUAUAGAGUAAGCUGCAAAGGUGUUUGGAACGUGUUGUAUGGUUUUGAAAUCGUUUCACAUGGAUUUCUGGGUUACAUUUGUUAAUGACACUGCUUUUAAUAAAAGUCUCUUCAAAUAUGAGUCCUAAAAUAGUUCAAAACUGCGAGGCUGUACGUUUGUUCUGGUUGUUCUAAUUAUUUCAUUUUCUCAACUUAACAUUUUCUCUAAAUUGAAUUAUAAUGUUGUGGCACGAACACCACAAAAACCAGGCCUGGUAAACAAAGGACAAGACAAUGAAUACUGGUACAGGGAUAAAGAAAUUCACCUCACCAGUAGAUGCUGUGGCCUCUUUGUGCCACUAGAGGGACACACAAAGCUGACAUUAUUUUCAUGUUUGUUACUUUGACAUUUUGCAAAGUUCUUCCCACUGCCUCCUUGUCUGUUCUGCCUUGUUCUCUCAAAUCUGUAGUUUAUCUUUUUGAUGUACUCUCAGUGUUUGCCUGGAAGAUGGGACAACCUGUAGUUAAACACACUUGGCUGUACAGUGCCUUGUAUAUUUAUUUGCACAAUGUUUUGUGCUACAUAAUCAUUUCUAACAAUGAAGUAAUUCUAAAUAGUGUGUCAGUUAUUGCAAUUCCUUCCAUUAAUUAGUCAAAUAUCUGUUAUUGAUAUAAUGUAUUGGUGAUAACACAAGGUGUGUAAAUACCCCUUGCAUAUUCUAUUUUGCAUGGUAUUGUUUAUUCAUUAAAAAUAUUUAAAAAUCUA